Linum tenue is the source of this 246-nucleotide messenger RNA. NCBI's taxonomy places the organism in Eukaryota, Viridiplantae, Streptophyta, Magnoliopsida, Malpighiales, Linaceae. The record is from the annotation of a GenBank genome assembly.
AUGGACCGAAUCUGUAGAAACCAUCACCACACGGCUAUUGUUUCACUUUUCAUAGAGCUGCUUGACCAAGACUGGGAGGUCUCCAUCUCCCACAUUUACCACGAGGGCAACAAGUGCGCGGAUUAUUUAGUCAGUUAUGGCCAUUGUAUGCCUUCGGGAACCCAUCUUGUUCCUGUUUCAUAUAUGAAUCUUAAUUAUUUCCUAUUGUAUGACUAUCAGGGGCUCCCGAACCCCGUCUGGUGUUGA